This is a messenger RNA of Boleophthalmus pectinirostris (great blue-spotted mudskipper), 4980 nucleotides long. Its product is annotated as hemicentin-1-like. Lineage: Eukaryota; Metazoa; Chordata; Actinopteri; Gobiiformes; Gobiidae. The transcript has 19 exons. Gene Ontology annotation, biological process: cell surface receptor signaling pathway. Bases 967 to 4452 code for a protein of 1161 amino acids. Gene Ontology annotation, molecular function: transmembrane signaling receptor activity. The record is from RefSeq and is a predicted model, not a curated record.
UUAACACAGUUUUAGUUUACAUUAUUAAUUAUUUCAAAAAAUUUCAUACAAAAUGUGCAAGUGCCUUUUAUAGGUAUUUUAUAGAAACUCUCUUUUUAUUCCUGAAGGCAAAUCUACUCUUAUUCAGUUUCUGUGCAAUGAAAACAACAUUGUGAUCUGAGAUCUCUGGAAUGAAAUUAAAGCUUUUAAUUAUUCUGUCAGGUUUGCUUGAAAAUAUAAGGUCAGUUUGUGUUUUAGACAUUUUGUUUCCCCCCAGAGAGCCAUUUACUAGAUGUGUGAAACUAUACAGUGCUGCCAUUUCCUUUAGUUUUUCCUAUUGCUUUUGUCUGUCCUGUUUAUGUUAAAAUCCCCCAUUACAAUCACUCCUUCUCCAGUGUGUUUAGGUAUUUUAAAAUUUCUUUAAAUGAAGUAUAAAACUGUACAUCUGCUGAUGGUGGCCUUUUGUUAUGUCAUGCAUGUUAUAAAAUAUUUUAAAUAUGUAAUUAUGACUGAAUUAUUUAACUGGAUGUGAAGUUUUAUAACUUCUGACUGUAAAAAACAACAACAAAAAACUAAGAUCAAGUUAUACAGCACAGAACAGUAUAGAUCUGAAAACACACAAAUCUGCUAUUUCACUUUUGUGAUCAAAUUUUCUCUUAAACUGCAGUGCAUUUGCAUUGAUGAGAGCACUAGUUUUGUCUUUCAAAAAAACAAUAUUGCAAACAUCCCUCUUACUGGCAAGGAUCCUCAUAAUAAUCUGACAAUCUAAAAGAAGGAUAAAUCAGGGUUGAUAUAUGAUAUUUAAACAUUAAAAUGAAGUUGACUGACACAUUUCCGGUGACAAAAAGCAGAAGAGAACAGACCUGAACCAAGUUUCUACAUGAAGUUGUCACCCACACCCCUGUGGCCGCCUUUCUAUUUCCUUUUUGUUCACACAAAUGCACCCAUAGCACAUACAAGCCAGCACUCAGCAGCAGUGUGAGGAAGAUGUGGGUGUCCAAAAUCAUCUUUUUCAUUUCUUUUAGUGCUGGCUGUGGUGCUCAGGGAGAAGCUCUUCCUGUGCCGAGCGUGCAUCUGCAGUCACAGUGGUCUAAGGUGUUUCCGUCUGAACAAAUCAAACUAAGUUGUGAAAUUAACAGCAAGAGCUGGACCAUUACCUGGUACAGAGAUGAGCAGGAGGUCAGACCUUCAGACAGUUCUGUCAUUCUGUCGGAGGAAUCCCAGAAUCUGACUGUGAAUGCAGAAGCACAGUCACAGAGUGGAAAGUACAGAUGUAAAGGCAACAGCAAAACCAACACAUCUGUUAGCACCACAUACAGUAAUGCAGUUCAAAUCACUGUUCUUGGAGAAAAGCUGAAGCCGACACUAAGCAUCAAUGAGAACCGGCAGAGUGUAUUUGUUGGUGAAGCAUUCACUAUUAGAUGUCUGAUCAGUCAGUCAGUCAGUGCAUCAUCUUCAUGGGAAUAUGUCUGGUACCUCAACGAUAAUCCCAUGCAUAAAUCCUUUAAGGAUGAGUACACUGUAGUUUCAGCUGAAGAGAGCCAUGAUGGAGACUACUCCUGCAAAGUACGAAGAGGUGGGGUGACUGUCAGCACUGCCAGUGAUACCAUCAAUGUUAAAGUAUCAGAGAUUCCCAUACCAACACUGAAGUUUUUAAAUGUAUGGCCCGAAGUGAUUGAGAAUGAGGAGGUGUCAUUGCAUUGUGAGACUGCCGGGCCUGACUGGGCGGUCACCUGGCUGAGAGAUGGAGUUCAAGUUGCUCAGAAUCCAAACAUAAAGUUCACUGAGCAGGGAGCACGACUGAUCAUGCUAUCAGCCUCCAAGAGCCUUCAGGGACGCUACACCUGCAAAGCUCUCCAUAACACCAGACACGUCAGCUCUGGGCAAAGCCAACCAGUCAUAAUCAAAAUUCAUGAUACGCCUAAACCCACAUUAUCCAAAAGUCCUAAUCUAAACAAGAUGUAUGUAGGUGAGACAGUGAACUUCACAUGUGCAGUUCUCCUUUCUGCUGGAUGGAUCUACAAAUGGUCCAAAGAUGAUGUAGACAUUGUCCACACGGGUCCCACUCUUAGUAUUGUUCUGCAACUGACAAAUGGAGGGGGCUACUCCUGCAAAGCCUUCAGGGGCAGCGUCACAACCCUCAGUAGUGAUAAGAUGACACAAGCUGUCGAUGAUGUUCCAGCGGUGAAGUUACACAGUUUAUGGUCAGAUGUAUAUAAGAAUGAGGCAGUGACUCUGAGCUGUGAUGCUGGUAGCACCGACUGGAGAUUCUCAUGGUUAAAAAAUGGACAACCCCUCACUGGAGAUGAUUUGUUGAAAAUAACAGAUGAAGGAUCCACUCUUCAAAUAGUUUCAGCAUCAAUGAGUCAUACGGGGACUUACGUCUGCAAAGCCCAACACAAAACCAGGACUGUCAGCUCUAACUUAAGCCAACCACUAAAUGUCAAGGUUUAUGAGAUCCCUGUCCCACAGCUGACCCCUCUCACUUCUUGGAUGGAUGUGUUCCCCUCUGAGACAGUGGAGCUGGGCUGUGGGGUGUCCUCUGCUCCUCAGAACUGGACGUACCAGUGGAAGAAAGAUGACCAGACUGUCAAUACAGAUGUAUUUUUUGACCCAGACCACGCUAAGCUCUCCAUCCGCUCUGCCUCAGCCUCACAUAAAGGCCAGUACAAAUGUAGAGCCACCCUAAAGAGCAGACACGUUGUCACGUCUUUCAGCACCCCACGUACUUUGAAAGUGUAUGAUCAAAAACCUCAGCCCACACUGGUCCAGCAUCCAGACUACUCCAUACUCUUCCCUCAGGAGCCAAUGAAGUUCCACUGUCAAAUCAAUGUGUCAAGUGGUUGGGAGUUUGUGUGGUACCAAAACGAGAAAGAACUCCAAUCCAACCAGUCGAGAUAUGAAGUCACUUCUCCUGAUAUUACAGAUUCUGGGUCUUAUUCCUGUAAGGUCAAAAGAGGCAAGACUCACAGCUUUAGCUUCAUGAGUCAUGUUAAAAAGGUUGAAAUAAGAAAGGACAUGCCUAAGCCUGUUCUGUCCCAGUGGCCUGAUGUGGACAAGGUGUACCUAGGAGAGCUGGUGGUGUUUAAAUGCGAACUUAACGUGUCAUCAGACUGGGAGUACCACUGGCUCAAAAAAGGACAUACUAUACCGGUUGUUAGUGCUAGCUACACUGUCACUGCAACACAUCUACAGGAAGAGGACUAUAAAUGCAAGGCCAAAAGAAGAAAAACGCUCUUUGAAACAGAAAGUCAGCCAAAAGUCAUAAAUAUUUCUGAAAUCCCUAUCCCCUCUGUGAGCAACUUAACUUCAUGGUUGGAUGCCUUCCCGACGGAGACUGUGAAGUUGCGCUGUGGGAUGGAGACUAGUGCCUCUGAUUGGUCUUACACAUGGAGCAAAGACGGACAGAUGAUCAAAUCUGAAGACAACAUGAAGAUAGACCAAGAUGGCAGUGUUCUGACCAUCGUCUCCUCUGUGUCACAUACUGGAGAAUACAGCUGCAUGGCAAACCACAAGAAGAGACUUGUCAAAAGCAAUUACGGUUUGGGGAUAAGACUUGAGGUGUAUGACGCUAAACCCAGAGUUACGCUUGUCCAAGAUCUCGAGUUCAAUACCUUCUACACCGAGGAUUCAAUAUAUUUCAACUGUGGAGUCAACGUGUCAUCAGGAUGGGAUUAUACAUGGUUCAAAAAUAAUAACUUCGAAACAUCUGGACCAAACUACACCAUCAAACAUGCUCACACCUCGCACAGUGGAGAAUACAACUGCAGGGCCAAAAGAGGAAAAGGAGAGACUGUUUUCCACACGGAUCACAGUAGGAGUGUGGCAAUUAAAGUAAAAGAGCGCCCAUCAGCAGCUUUACAGCUCCUAACAGGCUGGUCCGAGGUGUUUUCCACUGACAGUCUAGUGCUCCAGUGUGAAGCAGUAGACAGUGAGGAUGAUGACUGGAAAUUUGAAUGGUUCAAAGGAAGUGAAAUAAUUGAGCAGCCUUUUUCUAAAAAACAUACAGUCACACCACAGAAUGACCCUGACCAGAACCAGUACACAUGCAAGGGCAAGCGCGACGGGAGGCCAGCUUAUACCAAGACUAGUGAACCUCUGAAAACAACCAACCUCUUGUUGAAGAGGAGAGUCCUUCUGUCCAUUUCUGGAUGUGUAGUGUUUGGCCUUUGUGCAGUUUUUCUUGGGUGUAUUGUUCUGAGAGUCUGCCGCAAGCCAGUUGUUGACCAAGAGAAACCAGAUGAGGUUGACCUAUUUCUAACAAGGGCAGAACUAUCAAAGCAUGCACCAAAUCCAUUAACUGAAUAUGUUACUGAUGAAGACCUGAAAGACAUUGCUAAAGAAGCGGAUGAAAAUGGAACAAUAAGUUGUGAAUCAACACUGUUACCGAUAAAAGCUAAAGAGGAUGAAGCCACACCAUCUGACAGCAACAACACAACUGGGAAUGGCGAGAUGGUUUCAUUUAAACAAUGAUUUAUGUUGAAAUGGUAUAUGUAAUUUAACUUUUUUCACAGAGGGCCACAUAUGGAACUAUAUUUGUAGUGGAGGGCUGCAGAUUAGUGGUCAAUGCAGGGGGUCUUUCAAACUGUUUAAAUGUAGGUAUUUUACUAAACAUAUAAAUAAGUUAACCAUGCUUGAGCAAAGACUUGGACUAUGUAUAGCUGUACAAUGUCAGCAGCAGGAUUGUGUAAAUAUGAUUCCUGAAUGUAUUUAUGUAGUUUAUUGCCUGUUUUGUUCAUGUAUAUAAAACCAUACUUUGUGCCACACUUGAGAGGGCUAAUGUAGACUGAAGUAGACUAGUGCUGUUUAAUUCUCAGAACAGACACCAGGGGUCAGCAGAUAUCAAUGAGUGUUGUUUUGUAUCUGAACUUUAUUUUGAAUGCACACUUUAUUUUGUGAACGCUAGGGACUUCAGGAGACAUGAAUUCAAAUUGUGUAAAUUGUAUUUAAUAUCAUAUGUAGUUGCUAUGAAAUUAUACAAAAAUAAAAAUGUAUGAACUA